Molecule: messenger RNA, 4968 nt
Organism: Cydia amplana
Lineage: Eukaryota; Metazoa; Arthropoda; Insecta; Lepidoptera; Tortricidae
Gene: LanB2
Product: laminin subunit gamma-1
Exons: 30
Coding region: 73-4968 (1631 amino acids)
Biological process (GO): substrate adhesion-dependent cell spreading; tissue development; animal organ morphogenesis
Cellular component (GO): basement membrane
Source: RefSeq, a predicted model, not a curated record
UCCCCCCCAACUCUUUGGCCACCUCCCACCCGUCCCGCAGUGCCUGCCCGCCCGUCGGCUCACGUGCACGCCAUGGCACUAUGCGUCCUAGCGUUCCUAGGCCUCCUAACUUCAGGUCUAACACAAGACCUGUAUCACACACAGCGUCCCGGCAACAGUAAGCUGGCUUCGUGUUACGAUUUCGAUGGGACGCCUCAGAGAUGCAUCCCCGAAUUCGUGAACGCUGCAUACGAGGUGCCCAUGGUAGCUACCAAUACCUGCGGCGACCGCGGCGAAACGCAGUUCUGCACGCAAACGGCUGCCGGGUCCUCGAGCAGUUUCAGGUCCUGCGAGACCUGCAAACCUGGGCAGUUCUCCAGCAGAUACCUCACCGAUGCGCAUUACGACUCGCACAAUGACGUCAUCACCUGGUGGCAGUCGGAGACCAUGAAGGAGCGAAUCCAGUACCCCAAUCAGGUCAAUCUGACGCUGCAUUUAGGCAAGUCCUACGACAUCACAUACAUCCGUAUCGUAUUCUACUCGCCGCGGCCGCAGAGCUUCGCCAUCUAUCGGCGCGCCAGUGAAAACUCAGAGUGGGAACCGUAUCAGUACUUCAGUGCCUCCUGCCGGGACAUGUACGGUGUACAAGAGCAAAGAGAAGCCGACCUGCAAGCGGAAACAAGAGCCCUCUGUACCAGUGAAUAUUCCGACAUUGCCCCGCUUUCUGGAGGCAACGUGCUGUUCUCAACUCUGGAGGGAAGACCGUCGGCUUACACUUUCGACAGCAGUCCUGAACUACAGGAAUGGGUAACGGCGACCGACAUCCGCAUCUCCCUGGACCGCUUGAACACGUUCGGAGACGAGAUCUUCGGGGACAGCUCCGUGCUGCAGUCGUACUGGUACGCCAUCGCCGACGUGGCCGUUGGUGCUAGGUGCACGUGCAACGGACACGCUUCUAUCUGCGACCGGCAGAAUGGUGUAAUGGCCUGCAGAUGUGAGCACAACACGGCUGGUCGUUCCUGCGAGCGCUGCAGAGAUUCUUACAAUGACGCGCCGUGGGGCAGGGCCACCACUACCAACGUGUUUGAGUGCAAGGCCUGCAACUGCAACGGGUUCUCCAACAAAUGCUACUUUGACAAGGACCUAUACGAACACACUGGGCACGGCGGGCACUGCAUAGAAUGCGCUGAGAACAGAGAUGGGCCGAACUGUGAGAGGUGCAGAGAGAACUACUUCUCGUCGCAGGGCGAUAUAUGUCUGCCUUGCAACUGUGAUGCUACUGGUUCCCGCAGCCUGCAAUGCAACGCCGAAGGCAAGUGCCAGUGCAAGCCCGGGGUGACCGGCGACAAAUGCGACGCAUGCGCACCCAACCACUACGACUUCACUGCGCUAGGCUGCAAACCUUGCGACUGCAAUGAUGCUGGCAGUUUUGGCAACAUGCCACAGUGCGACCCGGUCACUGGCGUUUGUCAGUGCAAGCAGAAUGUUGAAGGCAGGAGAUGUCGCGAGUGUAAACCGGGUUUCUUCAACCUGGACCUCGACAAUGAAUUCGGCUGCACCCCCUGCUUCUGCUUCGGCCAUUCAUCCCAGUGCAACUCAGCGCCGAAAUACCAGUCGUACGAACUGAGCGCACAUUUCCUCAGAGACUCGGAGAAGUGGAGCGCUGAGACGGAUAAGCGGGAGCCGGCUGCGUUGCAGUUUAACGCUAACACUCAGAAUAUUGAAGUCCGUUCAUCAGGCCAGGAAACGGUCUACUUCCUCGCCUCCAACCAGUUCUUGGGCGACCAGCGUCCCUCGUACAACCACAAGCUUAAGUUCACACUCCGCCUGGGUGAAAGUAGGGGGUAUCCGUCGGCCCAGGAUAUAAUUCUGGAGGGGGCGCAGCAAUCCGUGGCUAUAAAUAUUUACGCGCAGAAUAAUCCGGAACCUUCUGAUCAAGCUCAAGAAUUUUCCUUCAUACUCCACGAGGACCCUCGGUACGGCUGGACACCAACUCUUCACAACUUCGACUUCAUGUCCAUUCUGCAGAACCUCACGGCCAUCAAGAUUAGGGGCACGUUCAAUAGGAACGGGGUCGGGUAUCUGAUGAAUGUCAAGCUUGAGACUGCCAAGGUCGGCCGCGAGAAAGGCCUAGGCCCAGCCAACUGGGUAGAAAAAUGCAGCUGCCCCGCCGCGUACGUCGGUGACUACUGCGAGGAAUGCGCCCCGGGGUACCGGCAUGAACCAGCCAAUGGCGGCCCUUACUCCACCUGUAUACCCUGCGACUGUAACAAGCACGCACACAUCUGUGACACCGCUACUGGGUUCUGCAUCUGUAAGCACAACACCGCCGGUAGCAACUGCGAGCGAUGCGCCAAGGGUUACUAUGGCAACGCGAUCGCGGGCACACCGGACGAUUGCAAACCCUGCCCCUGCCCUAAGAGCAGUGGGUGCGUGCAGUUGGCUGACCAAAGCAUCUGGUGCACGGACUGCCCUAAUGGUUACGCUGGACCAAGAUGUGAAGUGUGUGCCGACGGCCAUUUCGGCGACCCCACCGGCCAGUUCGGACCGGCUAAGGAGUGUGAAGAGUGCCAAUGCAACGGCAAUGUGGACCCGAAUGCUGUCGGCAACUGCAACAGGACCACGGGAGAGUGCCUCAAGUGUAUUUAUAACACUGCUGGGGAACACUGUGACAAGUGUUUGGCCGGUUUCUUCGGCGACGCCCUGGACCCGACAAAGAAGGGAGACUGCAAGCCCUGCGAGUGCGACGAGCACGGCACUAUCGAGAGCACAGACGGUGCUCCUCAGUGCGAUGGUCUGACUGGCUACUGUUCCUGCAGGCCUCAUGUGAUUGGCCGACAGUGUGAUAAAUGCGAGGACGGCUACUAUAACAUAAGAUCGGGAGAAGGCUGCAGGUCUUGCGAAUGUAAUCUAGAAGGAUCCUACAAUUCCACGUGCAACCCUUACACUGGCCAGUGUUACUGCAAGCCGGGCAUUGAUGGAUUAACCUGUGACCGCUGCCGCGAGUACCACUACGGUUUUUCAGCCGAGGGCUGCCAGGACUGCGACUGUGACGAGUGGGGCUCCACCAACUACCAGUGUAACGCCGACGGACAGUGCGAGUGUCAGGAGAACGUUGAAGGACGGCGGUGUGACAGAUGUAUGGAGAACAAGAAGAAGCGUGCCGACGGGCAGGGUUGCGAGAGCUGCCCGCACUGCUACAACCUCGUGCAGGACGCUGUUACUCUGCACCGGAGGGAACUCAACGAGCUUGAUGAGAUCCUCUCGAAAAUCUCCAAAGCGCCAACAGUAGUCGAAAACGCGGACUUCGACAAGCAGCUGCAGCGGGUCAGGGAGGAUAUUCAGCGUCUGAGCGAAGAAACCAAGUCCCAGCUUGAAGGAGGAGACGCCAGCCUCACUGACACGCUUGCUGAUCUCUCUGAGAGACUUCAUGAUGUCGAAGACAUGCUGGUAAAGAUAGAGCGUCUGAGCGACGAAGGCAACGAAUCUGUGGACAGGAGCAAAGGCAACGUGUCUAAAGCCAAAGACACCAUCGAGGCGGCUCAAAAAGAGAUCAAUAGUGCCCUAGAAUACCUCGACGGCGAAGGUGCCUCAGCGCUCCUCAAGGCCCGCAAUCGCUCCGACCAGUUCGGCAAACAGUCCGUCGAGAUGUCGGCCCUGGCCAAGGAAUCGCGGCUGUUGGCCGACAAGUUGGAGAACGAGGCGCACAACAUCAGGGACAUAGCUGAGAAGGCCUUCAAUACGUCCAUCGCGGCGAAUAAUCUGGCUAAGGACGGGAUGACUAAACAGGCUAACAUUAGCAACGAAGUCCAAAUCCUCUCCAACGAUCUGAACGCCGCAUCAGGCAAGCUGAACAGCAUGACCGAGCACGCGGACGCGGCGUUGAAGCGAGCCAAGGCAGUCUACGAUGAGGCUUUGGGGCUGUACGCUGAAGUUAACACCACGCUGCUGCCGGAUAUCAAGCUGGCCAAGCUGAAACAGGAUGCCACUGAAAUGAAUAAGACGAUCGACCAAAGAUCAGCAGACCUGGACAGCCUGAUAUCAGCCAACCGGGACAUGCUGCAGAGCCUCGAAGACGCCAUCAAGAGCGGCAAGGACCUCCAUUACCAAGGCCAGCACCGGCAAGAUGAGCUGAGCGAACUGCUGGCCAGGCUGGAUGAACUGCAGGCGCAGGCCACGAGUGACGUCAACCUGGCUAACGUCACGCUCAAGGAGGCUAAUGAGAUAUACCAGACGUUGAAAGAAUUCAGCGACCAAGUGGCUGAAUCCCGCCAGCAAGCCGAACAGGCCAGACUCGACAUCCCAGCCAUUCAGGACAAGGUUGCCUCGGCCGAGGCAACCAUUAACAGCAUAGCCGAGGCACUCGGCGAGGCAUCCAACAAAGCUAAAGAAGCCAGGGACCUCGCUCAACUCGCUCAGAAGGAUUACGCUGAGAAAGCUAGCGAGGCCGCUCACGAAAUAAGGAAAAAGGCUUCCACCUCCAGAUUUGACGCCGGGAAACUCAGAGACGAGGUCGAGAAACUGUCGACCCGAGUGGAAGGCGCGGCCAAGCGGCUGGCCGACCUUGAGAAGCUAGCAGAAGAGAACCUACAGCUCACCAGAGAUGCCAAGAUGAAGGUCGGUCAAGCCAACACAGACGCCAGGGAGGCUGAAAAGCAGGUCAACAAAGGUAUCGCUGACCUUGAGGUCAUCAAGGACGAGCUAAGGAACCUUCCGACCCUGGACAGCGAAGCUUUGGACCGGCUGGAGGAGAACUUAAUCACGGUGCAGACAGAACUGGAGGCGUUAGACCUGGAAAGAAAUAUAAAGGAUUUGAAAGAAGCCAAGCAGAACCAUCUGAGAUGGCUGGACCAAUACAGAAGCGAGCGUGACUCGCUCCGCCUCGAGGUGCAGAACGUGAGGGAGAUUCUCGACCAGCUGCCCGAGGGGUGCUUCAAGAGAAUUGUGCUCGAACCCACCGAGGGGCCGAAAAGGGCCUCCUACAGCUAG